Phyllopteryx taeniolatus (common seadragon) is the source of this 2596-nucleotide messenger RNA. RefSeq names its product brain abundant, membrane attached signal protein 1 (gene basp1). Bases 13 to 666 code for a protein of 217 amino acids. The transcript is spliced from 3 exons. The record is from RefSeq and is a predicted model, not a curated record. NCBI's taxonomy places the organism in Eukaryota, Metazoa, Chordata, Actinopteri, Syngnathiformes, Syngnathidae.
UUCUCGUCGCAGAUGUAUGCACGACUGACGACGACGAGCUGCGGCGCGCGCACGCAGACUCGCGUGCACGCGCAGCCCGAGGAUCGCGCGCCGAGCCGAGCGCGUCACGCACAAGCACGCACGCAGCAGACUGAAGAGCAGCCAGCAGCCCCGCGCGCAAGUUCCGUGUACAAGAGACGCCCGAGGUCCGCCAUGGGAGGAAAACUGAGCAAGAAGAAGAAGGGCUACAACGUCAACGACGACAAGACCAAAGAGGCAGCAGAGGGGGCGGCCCCCGACAAGGACAUCAAAGACGAGACCGCCGCCCCCGCGGACGCCAACGACACGGCGCCCGCCAAGGAGGUGCCGCCCGCCGCCGCCAAGGAGCCAGAAAAGGAGGCCAACGCCGAGCCCGCCGAGGCCCAGGAGACUGCGGCCGCGCCCCCCAAGGAGACCCCGGCGGCCCCCGCUGUCAAAGAUGAGGCCGACGCCAAAAAGACUGAGGCCCCCAAAGCUGAGGAGGAGCCCAAAGCCGCGGAGGCCCCCAAGGAUGCGCCCAAGGAUGGCCCCAAGGAUACCCCCAACUCGACGGCAGCCCCGGAAGCUCCGCCCAAAGACGCCACCGUCGACGCACCCAAUAAGGAUCCGAGCAAAGAUCAAAGCGCCGCCGCCGCCCCUCAAGCUUGAUUGGUGGACGCCCACGAGAAAGCCACGCCCACUUCGGACAAUAACAACGAGAAUUGAGGACGACCACCGACAACCCGCUGGAGCGACACCCGUCCCCGCCGACCCCAACUUGCAAAAUGAAUAUUGUUCUGAUGAACUUUGACCCCUGACCCCACGCCCGCCUGUCAUCUCACGCCAUCACAUGAUCGCCUUGGUCACGCCCCCACGCAAAACUUUCUUAAAAUUCUUCCGAAAUUGUCAAAUAUUUCUGAAAUAGUCAAAUAGUAGAUUUUGUACUAAAAAAAAACCAAAAAACAAUUUGUAACAUUUCUACGCUGGUUUGAAACAUGAUCUUUAGUACUUUACUCAACUCUGAUCUGCUUACAGUCUGAUUCUGGUCUGAUGUUAAUCUGGUUUUGGGCUAGUUCUGAUCUAGGUUGAGUCUAGUCCUUCUGUGGUGUAGCCUGGUACUAGACUUGUUCUGGUCUGGGACUAGUAUGGUUCAGAGUUGGUUCUAAGAUGGUACUAUAGCCUGGUUCUGGUCCCAGUCUAGUACUAGUUAAGUUCUAGUCUGGUACUAUGUAGUACUACUCUGCUACUGACCUGGGACUAGUCUGGAAGUAGUCUGUUUCUAAAUAGGUCAUGGUCUGGUACUGGUCUGUUUCUAAUCUGGUCCUGGUUUCCUACUACUGUAGUUUGGCUCCAAUCUAGUCCUGAUCUGAUCUGCUAUCUGUUUCUAAAUUAGUUAUGGUCUAGUUUUAGUCAAGUUCUGGACUGUUUUUAGUCUGGUGCUGGUCUUGGACCAGUCUGGUUCUGAAUUGGUUCUGAUUUGGUACUGGUCUGGGUCUUGUCUAUUUCUGGUCUAGUUCUAAAUUGGUUCUGCGAUGGUACUAGUCUGAUUCUGGUCUGGUUCUAGACUAAUGCUGGUCUACUUCUUUUCUGAUUCUAAUCUAGUUCUGUCUACUUUGGGUCUGGUUCCGGUCUGAGUCUAAUUUGGUUUUAGACUGGUUGUAGUCUGGGACUAGUGUGGUUCUAAUUUGGUUCUGGUCUGGUUCUAGUCCAGUUCUGGUCUGUUCUAAAUUAGUUCUGAACUGGUACUAGGGUGGGUUGAUCUGGUUCUAGUCUGGUUAUGGUCUGGUUCUAAAUUGGUUCUGAUCUGGCCCUAGCCUAAUUCCAGUCAAAUUCUGGUCAGGUUCUAGUCUGGUUCCGGUCUGGGACCAGUGUGGAAGUAGUCUGGUUCAAAGGUGGUCCUCAUCUGGUAGUACUGUAGUUAAAUUCUAGUUUAGUUGUGGUCUGCAUGGGACUAAUCUGGUUGUGAAGUUUGUUUUGGUCUGGUUCUACUCUGGACCUGGUGCACAAAGAAGAGAGCAGACAUCAGAACUGGGACUUCUCUCAAGGCCCUGGACCCCAAAUUAAAAGAUGAAAAGUCCAAGUGGAGAAGUUGUCAAAGUACAAAUUGACGUAACGGCCAAAAGUUGGGAGCGAUGAGCAAUGAUAAUGUCGUGCGAACGGCCUGACUGAUCUUCAGUCAGCGCACUGCAGCUCGUUUCUACGGCAACCGUCCUUCUGCAACUCCUCAUCCGUCACGGCUUCACCUCAUACAACCCCCACGUGCGCACGCGUGUGCGUGCGGUCGAAGGUUUCGGGAUACUUGACGUCCCAAAACCUUUGACCGUACGUGCGCACGCAUGUGCACGUGACAUCCACGCACAUACGUGUUGUCGCGUUGCGUGUUCUGGCCCUCCUUCGCAUGUGCGUGCCGGUCCCGUCUUUCGGGGAAAGCUGGCGUGCGUGUCCAUGGCAACCGUGUGUCUCCAUCCCGGCCGGCGGCGCUCGCUCCAGGUCCCGAAAAAAUACAGAAAAGACGAAGAAGAAGAAAUUGAAGUUUCAAAGUUGUAUGUUUACUUGUUAAAAUGGUGCAACAGUCGUAAUAAAAAAAGUACCAAAUUGA